This is a messenger RNA of Moneuplotes crassus, 979 nucleotides long. The record is from the annotation of a GenBank genome assembly. NCBI's taxonomy places the organism in Eukaryota, Ciliophora, Spirotrichea, Euplotida, Euplotidae.
UUUGAUUUUUUACGUUGAAAUCUAAAUUAAGGCUUAAUUUAACCAUAUGAAAUCCUCUGAUAAUAGUGAAGAGAGAGAACUUAGAAUUAUUGAUACUCCUGCCAAUCCAGAAGCUGAUAUUCCCCUGAUAAUCGAUCUCAAUAAGAAGAAGACAAUAAAUAAAGAUAAAAGAGGGCAAGAAAAGAUUUUGCUUCUUUCUCCUUGAAUUUUGCGAAUACUCACUUAUUACGGUACCUUUUUCGAAGCUUGAGUGCUUAUGAAUUCUUUCUCUAAGCCUACUCAAUUACUUUGGACCACAAAAAUAGCACGGAAAGUAGCAAUGAACUUUUGACAAAGGAUUAGAACCUGGUUUAUUGAACCCUGUUUUACCGGAAAAGAAAUGAAGUUCCUUCUUAAUGAAGAUAGAUACAUGUUUCUCAACCUAGAUUUAACAUUUAAUGACCAUCAGGAAAUUGAAUUAUUCAUGAUUUUUCUAAGCAAGAUAAAGUAUCCAAAUUACCUGAGUAUGUACAGACUUGAUUUCAACUGAUACUACACUGAAAUGGGAGAAAAGGAAUUUCGAAAUGUUAUUCACUACUGAUUCCAAAACCAGGUAUUACCAAAACACAUAGUAUCUCCUUGUUUCGACUUCCAUAACCCUAGUGAUUAUAUAAAGAAAAAGGAGGCAGCAUUGAAAAGAAGGCUUGCUAGAAGCUACAGACAACAUAUUGAUUUAACAGAAACAGAAUCCUCCUCUACCACGUCAAGAGUCGAGGAAAUCCGUGAAUAUCCUCGUAAAUCUCGUAAGCAUGCCUUACCUUCUCCCUCAGUUAUCACAGUAAUUGAUGAGGAGGAGACUAAGACAGAUUGUUCUCAAAACCAGGAUUCUGCAGAAGAACAGUCACAUGGCAGUUCAGAGAACUCAGGUUAUUGUCCUCCAGGAUCUUCAAUGCAAGAUUUUCUCAUAUUUCGGAAAAAUCUGAACUCUAAAAAAGAUUAA